Molecule: messenger RNA, 1784 nt
Organism: Caenorhabditis auriculariae
Lineage: Eukaryota; Metazoa; Nematoda; Chromadorea; Rhabditida; Rhabditidae
Source: the annotation of a GenBank genome assembly
AUGAGUAUUUUUUCGACCCCCUCCACUUCCAGUGCACGGAGGAAACUUUUACUGCUCUCAAUUUCUCGACAGGUGUUUGAUAAAUCAUCAUUUUUGGGUAAUUUCUUCCUAAUUCAGAACCUUCGAUAUUUUUCCAAAAAGCGGGGCUCAUUCAUUGAGAAACAGAAUCCGCUGAAUAUUCGGACACCGCCAUCGAAUCCUGCGCCGUUGCCGUUUUUCAAACCAGCGCGGGCAGGUUUUUUUAUUCCUUAAAUAAAAGGACAAGAGAUGGAAAUAAUUUCAAGGUUCUAAUUUUCUAUAUUUCAGAGAACAUGACCGCAGUCAAACAAAAGCUCGAUUUUUUGCUCGUUUUGGAUUUCGAAGCCACUUGCGACAACGAUAACAGCACCCUUCCUUGCAUGGUUUUUUUCCGUUUUCAACUUGAAAAAUUUUUUUUUUAGGAAAUCAUAGAAUUCCCCGUGGUUAAACUUUCGACAAAAGAUUGGCAAGAGAAAGGCCGAUUCCAUCAGUAUGUUCGCCCCACUGUCACGCCUAUCUUAACAUCUUUUUUUGCACUGGUUUAACCGGAAUAAUCCAGGUUUGAAAUUUAAAAAAAAAUUAAUAAUUAUAGUUAUAGGAAAUGGUGGAUGGAAAGCCGACGAUCGAAGAAGUUUUUCCCAUGUUCGAUAAAUGGUUGAAAGAGGACCAGGAACUGAAAAACGGCAACUUUUCAUUUCUAACUUUUGGGGAUUGGGAUCUGAAAGUCGCCCUUCCGAAUGAGGCUCGGUUCAAGAAGUUUGAGAUCCCCAGGUGAUUUCGAAGAAUUUUUUUUAUAGUCAUGCUUAAAAAUAAUUUCCAGUUACUUCAACUCUUGGAUCAAUAUCAAACGUUCGUUUGCAACCCACACCGGCCGGUUCCCCAAAGGGCUGCCCGAUGUUCUGAACGCUUACAAACUUCAACUUCAGGUUUCACUGAAUUUCAGAUAAAAAAUUAAAAAAUGUGUUCAGGGACAUCAUCACAGCGGAAUCGACGACGUUCUGAACAUUUGCGAGGUCGUCAAGUGCAUGGGACAAGAGGGAUUCGUUUUUCAAGUGGGUUCUAUUUUCAACUGGAUGGGUUCAGAAAAAAAUCAUUGUUAAAAAACGCAAAGGUUCAUAAGGAAAAUAUUGAGAACAAAAUUCUAGGAUUAAAAAACUUGGAGAAAAUCAUCGUUAGAAUGAAAUUAAAACUGUUUUCCUCAAAAUUGAAGUCUUCAAAAUGUUUUUUUCUGAUAGAAGCUUCAGACUAUGAUUGUUAUGGAAAUAAGGCAUUUUUACCAUUUUUUUACUUUAAAAAAAAACAGUUAAAAAAAUCCAAAAAAACAUUGAUUUUUUUCAAAAUUUUUGAUGAUUUUUUUCUCCUUAUUGGGAUGGACCAGGGUUGUACGAAAUUCCGUUUUUUUUUUUUGCGUUCCGUGAAAAUUAAGAAAAAUAGUAAAAAGCGCGCAAAUACUUGAAAAAAAUUAAAAAAGUGGUUUUUCGUAGUUUUCAAAAAAAUUGUACCGAAAAAUCUUUCCUUAUCUGGCCAUGACGCCUAACUUUAAUGAAGUAUUAGGAAAAUAAAAAUAUUUUUUCAAUAAAUUAGUCGUUUGUUCUGUAUUCCGCCUACCGAAAAAAUUAUCUAGCUACCAUUUUCCGCGAAAGAUUCCCUUCCCUGUAACCCCUGGAAUGGACUAUGAAAAAAAAAAGGAAACCAGAUCAUAACUUCAGAAAAAACGGCGACCCUCAAACAAGAAACGGGCCGGCCCGAACCGGCCAACGAUUUAG